AUGCCGGUGCACGCCCGUGAAAAGAAAGAAAGCAACCACGAAGAAAUGGAGGUUGAUUUUCCCGAGCAAGACGCUAGCAGCACCGAUGAAGAGGACACUGUCAGCUCUUAUGUAUCCGAAGAUGGAGACAGCUCGGGUAAGGGCUAGGUACAUUACUUGUCUGUAAAUGUUAGAACUAACUAGGCAGCUUGCUGCUAUGCAUAAUGCAUUGUAGUUUCUAAAUGAAUGAAUUAAUGUGUGUUUGUGCUGUAAUUUGUCAAUUUUUAUGACGGUCUGCUUAAUUCUGACCAAAGAAAGUGAUGUUGAUGCUGCGUGGCCAAGUAGCUAGCGAGCUAGCUAGUAGCUAGCUACCUCUAGUUUGUUUACUGUAUUAUAUUUGUCUGACAGUUUGCAUGUUUCUUUUGCCAACAGAUAUGGACGACGAAGACUGCGAGAGGAGACGAAUUGAAUGCAUGGACGAAAUGACUACCCUCGAGAAGCAAUUCGGUGACUUGAAAGAACAGUAAAGACACUAUUAGCAAAUUUUCACAUUGAAUCGCACUUGCUACAUUGUUUUCUUUCUGGUCCAUGUUUACACGCAUGAUUAUAAGCCAACCAACUACUGAUGCUGCUGUAAUUCCUCACCCCUGUCUGUCUCGUUGUGACUAGGUUGUACAAGGAGAGGCUAAGUCAGGUGGAUAUAAAGCUGAAGGAAGUGAUAGCUGGCUGUGCCCAAGAGUAUCUGGAACCACUGGCCAACCUGCAGGAGAAUAUGCAGAUCAGGACCAAAGUAGCUGGUAAGUUUGAAUGUCAUUUUAGCCUACUCUAGAUUAGAUACUAACGUCCCACUUUGUAACUUUAGUUGUGGCAGAUGUCAAUGUCAGGAAGAUCAGUGGUUUUCUAACAUUUUAGUUGUGUGUUCCUCAGAUGACCUACCUACCAGCUCCCUGGGUAGGCUACCUCCAAAUAUAAGAAACACACAUUUGUUUAUAUAUACGUUGUUUCUAUUCUCAUAUACAAUGUACUGUUACAACCAUGUUACAAUGUAGAUAUAUGGCUCUGUUCUCAGUGAUGUCAAACCUUCUGAAGGGUGCCGACUGAGAGUAAAAAUAUGUUUUCCUUGUCUUGUAUCUUCUCCAGGGAUCUACAGAGAGCUGUGUCUGGAGUCUGUGAAGAACAAGUACGACUGUGAGAUCCAGGCUGCCUGCCAACACUGGGAGGUCAGAGGGCAAUUCAAUACAAUAUACCUUUAUUUAUCCCCAAGGGGCAAUUGUUGGCCCAGUGAGUAAUGACACAGUGGUCAACCAUAAAGUGCAUUCAUUGUUUAUCUCUGGCCCUGUCUAAAUACUUGAAAUAUGUAGAGUGAUUGGAGUCAGACCAAGGCUCUGCAUCUGUCCUCGUGGUCUAAGACCUUAGUGCCGCUUUUGACAGCGUUGACAAGUUCAUGCCUGGUUUAGAUCUUAUCUGCCUGAAAGAUAUCAGUUCGUCUCUGUGGAUGGUUUUUCCUCUGACAAAUCAAUUGUACGUUUAGGUGUUCCUCAAGGUUCUGUUUUAGGACCACUAUUGUUUUCUCUAUAUAUUCUACCUCUUGGUGAUGUCAUUCGUAAACACAAUGUCAAUUUUCACUGCUAUGCGGAGGACACACAGCUGUACAUUUAGAUGAAACAUGGUAAAGGCCCAAAAUUGCCUACCCUGGAAGCCUGUGUUUCAGACAUAAAGUGGAUGUUGGCAAAUGUUUCACUUUUAUAUUCGGACAAAACAGAGAUGCUGUUUGAUCUGACAAUUAAUCUUGAUGGUUGUAUAAAACUGAAGGACCUCAGCGUUACUCUGGACCCUGAUCUCUCUUUUGAUGAACAUAUCAAGAAUAUUUCAAGGGCCGCUUUUUUCCAUCUUCAUAACAUCGCACAAAUCAGAAACAUUUUGUCCAAAAAUGAUGCAGAAAAGCUAAUCCAUGCUUUUGUCACUUCUGGAUUAGACCACUGCAAUGCUCUUCUCUCCGGCUACCCGGAUAAAGCACUAAAUAAACUUCAGUUAGUGGUAAAUACAGCUGUUAUCAUAUUACUCCAGUGCUAGCCUCUCUACACUGUCUUCCUGUUAAGGCUAGGGCUGAUUUCAAGGUUUUACUGCUAACCUACAAAGCAUUACAUGUGCCUGCUCCUACCUAUCUCUCCAAUUUGGUCCUGCCGUACAUACCUACACGUAUGCUACGGUCACAAGACGCAUGCCUCCUUAUUGUCCCUCGAAUUUCUAAGCAAACAGCUGGAGGCAGGGUUUUCUCCUAUAGAGCUCCAUUUUUAUGGAAUGGUCUGCCUGUACAUGUGAGACGCAGAUUCUGUCUCAACCUUUGUCUUUACUGAAGGCUAAUCUCUUCAGUAGGUGCUAUGAUUGAGUGUAGUCUGGCCCAGGGGUGCGAAGGUGAACGGCAAGUCACUGGAAUGAUGAACCGCCCUCGCAGUGUGUGCCUGGCUGACUCCCCUCUCUCUACUGGGAUUAUCUGCCUCUGACCCUAUUAUGGGGGCUGAGUCACUAGCUAACUUUGAACCAGACUGACACAAAAAACUGGGGCCAAUGUCCGGGGUUAUUGUCGGACGGGGCUACAGUGUCCGUCCCCCUGGACGAACCCUGACCCGUCACCGGACGUGUUAUCUUGUCCUGGGCCUGCUGUUUUUGACUAUCCCUUUCUCUCUCUCUACCGCACCUGCUGUCUCGACCUCUGAAUGCUCGGCUAUGAAAAUCCAACUGACAUUUACUCCUGAGGUGUUGACCUGUUGCACCCUUUACAACCACUGUGAUUAUUAUUUGACCCUGCUGGUCAUCUAUGAACGUUUGAACAUCUUGAAGAACAAUCUGGCCUUAAUGGCCAUGUACUUUUAUAAUCUCCACCCGGCACAGCCAGAAGAGGACUGGCCACCCCUCAGAGCCUGUUUCCUCUCUAUGUUUCUUCCUAGGUUGCUGCCUUUCUAGGGAGUUUUUCCUAGCCACCAUGCUUCUACAUCUGCAUUGUGUGCUGUUUGGGCUUUCAGGCUGGGUUUCUGUAUAAGCUCUUUGUGACAUCUGCUGAUGUAAAAAGGGCUUUAUAAAUACAUUUAAUUGAAUUUGAUUGAUUGGGCAGGUGAAAGCAGUUGGGUUGAAUCCUUGCCUUCACUUGUACAUUCACAUACAGAUAAACAAUAUGGCUACCUCAAGGAAGGGAGGAAUGAAGGAUGCAUGGGAAAACUACUGGAAUAUUACCUUUGUCUAAGUAGAAUGCUUUGCAGUUAUGCAAUCAGCAAAGGUGCAUUUCGUAUGUAUUGGACCAGGGUCUCUCUCCGUGGCUUUGGUAGUACUACUGUACUCAUCUGUGUACUGUUUUUCUCUUCCCAGAGUGAGAAGCUGUUGCUGUUUGAUACCGUGCAGAGUGAGUUAGAGGAGAAGAUCAGACGCCUGGAGGAGGACCGCCACAGUAUCGACAUCACCUCAGGUACUCUACACACAUGAUCUCUAGUGAUCUGGAAUGUUUUGUUCCAGCCAUGCACUAAUAUAACAAACCUGGUUGAACUAAUGGAGGAAAAGUCGACCGGUUGAAUCAGGUGUUUAAAAGCUGGGCUGGAACAAAAGCAUGCAGCUCUCCAGGACCAGGGUUUGCUUUGCCCUCUAUGUUUUAUCUGUCUCUCUGCAUUACAGAACUUUGGAAUGAUGGUUUACAUUCACGGAAGAACAAGAAGAAGGAUCCGUUCUGCCCUGCCAAGAAGAAGAAGCCUGUUGUCGUCUCAGAUAUCCUUUCUUUGUACCUGUCUUCAUCCUCUGAUACAAACAGAUACUGUAUUGUCAGUGGUAAUUUCAAUACUGCGCCAGAAGUUUUUGUUUUUCUUAACCCCUUCUCACGUCCAUAUAUUGUUUAUAUGCUGCAAGACCUAGAUAUACUUGAAGACUGGACAGCAAUACGAAAGGUAUUUGAGUUAACCGAAUGUAAGCCUUUGUUGUGAUUUUGUUUAGGGUUGGAAUUUAACCUUUCGAUCUUGUUCUGUAUGCACCACAGGCGAUGGCGUCGUUAGGGCCGCACAGGGUUAAGGUUGACGGUAAGAAUCUCUCAUAUCAUUGUGUCACUGUAAAGCCCAGGGGCCUCAUUUAUAACCGUUGCGUAAUUUUCACACUACAUUUCUGCGUGCGCCAUUUCUGAAAAAUCUGCGCACAUAGAAAAAGAUUGAGAUUUAUCAACUUGCCGCACGCCAUGCAUACGCAUGUUUCCCGUAAUAAAUCAGACCUGUCGUAAAACUGCGCACGUGAACAAGAUAUAAAACUCUGCCUGGAAAACGCCUCCAUUCACCUUUUAUGGUGACAAUGACUCCCUUUAUUUUCUGUAUAAUUUGGAGCUAUUGGCAUUACGCCACAGCAUGCAAAAUACGAAUUGUUGUUCAAUAUUUAGUUUAUCAAUAGAUUAUUGGGUUUAUGUCCUGCCUUGGUAUAGGCUCUGAGAUUGAAUAGGGAAUGAUGUUGAGCUUCUAUCGCACAGCAAUACUGUAGCCUACCUACCCAUACUGUCAAGUAUUUUACAUAAGCCACCGGUCUGUUUACUGUGUUGGCAGAAUGUUUUAAUCUUUAGCAGUAAUUUCUGCUGUAUCUGGAAAAGGACUGUGUCAGUUUCUGAAAGAAAAAACUAUGAUAAAUUGUUGUGGACCUGUCAGCAGAACGUUUGCAUUUACUUUUCCCCCAACCUAAAUAUGAUGGACUGCCUGCGAAUUCUGAAACAUUGUAGGGCAGACAAUUUUUUUUAUUUUUUUACAGUAGUUAAUUAUAUUUCUUGUAUUUUUGUCCUACUUGACUUUUUUUUUUUAUAGUGCUACUGAUAUUCAUUACUGCAUUGUUGGGAGUGCAAGCAAGAAAGGCAUUUCACUGUACUUGUGCAUGUGACAAACUUAACUUGAUACAUAGGCCUACUUCAAUGUAGAAUAUAAGCUGUUAAAUUAGACUCUAUACCAGGAUUAUAAACUGCACUGCCUAUGAUAUUGCAAAACUUGAAAUACAUAUAGCCUAUCUAUUUACUAGGCUACUAGGGCCCAUUAAAUGAGAGAUGCGCAUGUUAAUUUUUUUGUAUGGCUCCUUCUGGAAUAUGAACCCAUCACGGCCAGAGAAGGUGAGGAAUAUACACUACCGGUCAAACAUUUUAGAACACCUACUCAUUCAAGGGUUUUUAUUUUUACUAUUUUCUACAUUGUAGAAUAAUAGGGAAGACAUCAAAACUAUGAAAUAACACAUAUGGAAUCAUGUAGUAACCAAAAAAGUGUUAAACAAAUCAAAAUAUUUUUGAGAUUCUUCAAAUAGCCACCCUUUGCCUUGAUGACAGCUUUGCACACUCUUGGCAUUCUCGAUGUGUUAUUUCAUAGUUUUGAUGUCUUCACUAUUAUUCUACAAUGUACAAAUUAGUAAAAAUAAAGAAAAACCCUUGAAUGAGUAGGUGUUCUAAAACUUUUGACCGGUAGUGUAUUCUGCAAUGGUUAUGAAAAAAAUAAAAAAAAUAUGUCAAAUUAUUUAAAAUUCAAAAAAUAAACACAGAUUUUCGCUCUUCUCAUUAAUGGCAAAUGGUUGCAUGCUUGUUAAUAUAUUUUCCUGUUUAAAUUUUUUAAAUGAAUGCAUUCGGAAAGUAUUCAGACCCCUUGACUUUUUCCACAUUUUGUUACGUUACAGCAUUAUUCUGAAAUUGAUUAAAUUGUUUUUUUCCCUCAUCAAUCUACACACUACCCCAUAAUGACAAAGCCAAAACAGGUUGUUAGAAUUUUUUGCACAUUUAUAAAAACUGAAAUAUCACAUUUACAUAAGUAUUGAGACCCUUUACUCAGUACUUUGUUGAAGCUCUUUUGGCAGCGAUUACAGCCUCGAGUAAUAAUAAUAAUAAUAUGCCAUUUAGCAGACGCUUUUAUCCAAAGCGACUUACAGUCAUGCGUGCAUACAUUUUUGUGUAUGGGUGGUCCCGGGGAUCGAACCCACUACCUUGGCGUUACAAGCGCCGUGCUCUACCAGCUGAGCUACAGAGGACCAAGCGUUACAAGCUUGGCACAGCUGUAUUUGGGGAGUUUCUCCCAUUCUUCUCUGCAGAUCCUCUCAAGCUCUGUCAGGUUGGAUGCACAGCUAUUUUCAGGUCUCUCCAGAGAUGUUAGAUCGGGUUCAAGUCCGGGCUCUGGCUGGGGACAUUCAGAGACCGGUCCGAAGCCACUCCUGUGCUGUCUUGGCUGUGUGCUUAGGGUCAUUGUCCCGUUGGAAGGUGAACCUUCACCCCCAGUUUGAGGUCCUGAGCGCUCUGGAGCAGGUUUUCAUCAAGGAUCUCUGUACUUUGCUCCGUUCAUCUUUCCCUCAAUCAUGACUAGUCUUCUAGUCCCUGCCGCUGAAAAACAUCCCCACAGCAUGAUGCUGCCACCACCACCAUGCUUCACCGUAGGGAUGGUGCCAGGUUUCCUCCAGACGUGAUGCUUGGCAUUCAGGCCAAAGAGUUCAAUCUUGGUUUCAUCAGACCAGAGAAUCUUGAUUCUCAUGGUCUGAGAGUCCUUUAGGUGCCCUUUGGCAAACUCCAAGCAGGCUGUCAUCUGCUUUUUACUGAGGCUUCCGUCUGGCCACUCUACCAUAAAGGCCUGAUUGGUGGAGUGCUGCAGAGAUGGUUGUCCUUCUGGAAGGUUCUCCCAUCGCCACAGAGGAACUCUGGAGCUCUGUCAGAGGGAUCAUUGGGUUCUUGGUGACCUCCCUGUCCAAGGCCCUUCUCCCCCGAUUGCUCCGUUUGGCUGGGCAGCCAGCUCUAGGAAGAGUCUUGGUGGUUCCAAAUUUCUUCCAUUUAAGAAUGAUGGAGGCCACUGUGUUCUCGGGGACCUUCAAUGCUGCAGACAUUUUUUGGUACCCUUCCCCAGAUCUGUGCCUCGACACAAUCCUGUCUCGGAGCUCUAAGGACAAUUCUUUCGACCACAUGGCUUGGUUUUUGCUCUGACAUGCACUGUCAACUGUGGGACCUUAUAUAGACAGGUGUGUGCCUUUUCAAAAUCAUGUCCAAUCAAUUGAAUUUACCACAGGUGGACUGUACUUGGACGUGGACUUGUAGAAACAUCUCAAGGAUGAUCAAUGGAAACAGGAUGCACCUGAGCUCAAUUUCGAGUCUCAUAGCAAAGGGUCUGAAUACUUAUGUUGAUAAGGUAUUUUUUUAUUUUUAAUAAGGUUGCAACAAUUUCUAAAAACCUGUUUUCGCUUUGUCAUUAUGGGGUAUUGUGUGUAGAUUGUGGGGAAAAAAAACAAUUUAAUCCAUUUUAGAAUAAGGCUGUAACGUCACAAAAUGUGGAUAAAGGGAAGGGGUCUGAAUACUUUCCGAAUGCACUGUAUACUUGCCAGCUUGCAAUACAACAUUUCAACCACUAGCAGAUGUGCAUACGCAUGGUAUAAAGUUUGCGGGGAGGUGAGCACAUUCUCACGGCAAGCACAUUUUGUAUAAAUGCCAACUUUUGCGUGUGAACUAGCGCACGCACAUUUUGGGGUAUAUUUUGUACCUACGCAUGGUUUAUAAAUGAUCUAUUUGUAAGUGUCUGAUCCCAGAUUAUAUUGUGUCUCUGAAUAUAUGUAUUUAGAUAUUAAUUAUAUAUACACUGAGUGUACAAAAUAUGAGGAAACCUUCAUAAUAUUGAGUUGCACCCCCUUUUGCCCUCAGAACAGCCUUAAUUCGUCGGGGCAUGGACUCGACAAGUUGUUGAAAGCGUUCCACAGGGAUGCUGGCCCAUGUUGACUUCAAUGUUUCCCACAGUUGUGUCAAGUUGGCUGGAUUUCCUUUGGGUGGUGGACCAUUCUUGAUAGACACAGGAAACUGUUGAGCAUGAAACACCCAGCAGCGUUGCAGUUCUUGACACACUCAAACCAGUGCACCUGGCACCUACUACCAUACCCAACCUCUGAAUGGCACACAUACACAAUCCAUGUCUCAAUUGUCUCAAGGCUUAACAAUUAUUCUUAAACCUGUCUCCUCCCCUUCAUCUACACUGAUUUUGAAGUGGAUUUAACAAGUGACAUCAAAAAAGGGAUCAUAGCUUUCACCUGGAUUCACCUGGUCAGUCUGUCAUGGAAAUAGCAGGUUUGCUAAUGUUUUGUAUACUCAGUGUAGACUGGUACAGUGUAACUGCAGUUCAGCUAUUGUUACAUACAGUGGGGAAAAAAAGUAUUUAGUCAGCCACCAAUUGUGCAAGUUCUCCCACUUAAAAAGAUGAGAGAGGCCUGUAAUUUUCAUCAUAGGUACACGUCAACUAUGACAGACAAAAUGAGAAUAAAAAAUCCAGAAAAUCACAUUGUAGGAUUUUUAAUGAAUUUAUUUGCAAAUUAUGGUGGAAAAUAAGUAUUUGGUCAAUAACAAAAGUUUCUCAAUACUUUGUUAUAUACCCUUUGUUGGCAAUGACACAGGUCAAACGUUUUCUGUAAGUCUUCACAAGGUUUUCACACACUGUUGCUGGUAUUUUGGCCCAUUCCUCCAUGCAGAUCUCCUCUAGAGCAGUGAUGUUUUGGGGCUGUCGCUGGGCAACACAGACUUUCAACUCCCUCCAAAGAUUUUCUAUGGGGUUGAGAUCUGGAGACUGGCUAGGCCACUCCAGGACCUUGAAAUGCUUCUUACGAAGCCACUCCUUCGUUGCCCGGGCGGUGUGUUUGGGAUCAUUGUCAUGCUGAAAGACCCAGCCACGUUUCAUCUUCAAUGCCCUUGCUGAUGGAAGGAGGUUUUCACUCAAAAUCUCACGAUACAUGGCCCCAUUCAUUCUUUCCUUUACACGGAUCAGUCGUCCUGGUCCCUUUGCAGAAAAACAGCCCCAAAUGACAUUCUCCCAAUCCUCUUCUGGAUCAUCCAAAUGCAAUCUAGCAAACUUCAGACGGGCCUGGACAUGUACUGGCUUAAGCAGGGGGACACGUCUGGCACUGCAGGAUUUGAGGCCCUGGCAGCGUAGUGUGUUACUGAUGGUAGGCUUUGUUACUUCUGUCCCAGCUCUCUGCAGGUCAUUCACUGGGUCCCCCUGUGUGGUUCUGGGAUUUUUGCUCACCGUUCUUGUGAUCAUUUUGACCCCACAGGGUGAGAUCUUGCGUGGAGCCCCAGAUCGAGGGAGAUUAUCAGUGGUCUUGUAUGUCUUCCAUUUCCUAAUAAUUGCUCCCACAGUUGAUUUCUUCAAACCAAGCUGCUUACCUAUUGCAGAUUCAGUCUUCCCAGCCUGGUGCAGGUCUACAAUUUUGUUUCUGGUGUCCUUUGACAGCUCUUUGGUCUUGGCCAUAGUGGAGUUUGGAGUGUGACUGUUUGAGGUUGUGGACAGGUGUCUUUUAUACUGAUAACAAGUUCAAACAGGUGCCAUUAAUACAGGUAACGAGUGGAGGACAGAGGAGCCUCUUAAAGAAGAAGUUACAGGUCUGUGAGAGCCAGAAAUCUUGCUUGUUUGUAGGUGACCAAAUACUUAUUUUCCAACAUAAUUUGCAAAUAAAUUCAUUAAAAAUCCUACAAUGUGAUUUUCUGGAUUUUCUUUCCUCAAUUUGUCUGUCAUAGUUGACAUAGUUGAAAAUUACAGGCCUCUCUCAUCUUUUUAAGUGGGAGAACUUGCACAAUUGGUGGCUGACUAAAUACUUUUUUCCCCCACUGUAGUAGUAGUCUAAACUGUUGGACCUACCUUAUGACCAAUGUUUUGCUGUGUGUGUGUGUGUGUGUGUGUAGUCCCGACCAUGGCGUUUGCAACGGCAGGGUUGUGGGUUCGUUUCCCACGGGGGACCAGUAUGAAAAAUAAAUAAAAAAUGCACUCACUAACUGUAAGUCGCUCUGGAUAAGAGCGUCUGCUAAAUGACUAAAAUGUAAAAUGUAGUCCCUACCAAGGCUGACAGACACCACCAUGUGGCGAGGUCUGAGGAGGGCAGACUGUUCUAUGACAGCCAGUGGUACUGCAGAGGACAGGCCAUAUGCAUCAACAGGAAGGACGAAUACCCCACCAGGUGUGUGUCUGUAUAUGAAAUGUAUGUUUUUGAAAUGUUGAAGUCCUUGAGUAAAGUGUUUAAAGUGUUUGUGUGUGUAUGUACAGUACCAGUCAAACGUUUGUACACACCUACUCAUUCAAUAGUUUUUUUCUUUAUUUUUACUAUUUUCUACAUUUGUAGAGUAAUAGUCAAGACAUCAAAACUAUGAAAUGACACAAAAAAGUGUUAAACAAAUCAAAACAGAUUUGAGAUUCUUCAAGGUAGCCACCCUUUGCCUUGAUGACAGCUUUGCACACUCUUGGCAUUCUCUCAACCAGCUUCAUGAGGAAUGCUUUUCCAACAGUCUUGAAGGAGUUCCCGCUUUUCCUAUACUCUGCGGUCCAACUAAUCCGAAACUAUCUCAAUUAGGUUGAGUUCGGAUGAUUGUGGAGGCCAGGUCAUCUGAUGCAGCACUCUAUCACUCUCCUUGGUCAAAUAGCACUUACACAGCCUGGAGGUGUGUUUUGGGUCAUUGUCCUGUUGAAAAACAAAUGAUAGUCCCACAAAGUCGAAACCAGAUGGGAAUGGUGUAUCGCUGUAGAAUGCUGUGGUAGACAUGCUGGUUAAGUGUGCUUUGAAUUCUAAAUAAAUCACUGACAGUGUCACCAGCAAACCACCAUCACACCACCUCCUCCAUGCUUCAUGAUGGGAACCACACAUGCGGAGAUCAUCCAUUCACCUACUCUGCGUCUCACAAAGACAUGGCAGUUGGAACCAGAAAUCUCAAAUUUGGACUCCAGACCAAAGGACAUAUUUCCACCGGUCUAAUGUCCAUUGCUCUUGUUUCUGCCCAAUCAAGUCUCUUCUUCUUAUUGGUGUCCUUUAGUAGUGGUUUCUUUGCAGCAAUUCGACAAUGAAGGCCUGAUUCAUGCAGUCUCCUCUGUUGAUGUUGAGAUGUGUCUCAUACUUGAACUCUGUGAAGCAUUUAUUUGGGCUGCAAUUUCUGAGGCUGAUAACUAAUUAACUUAUCCUCUGCAGCAGAGGUAACUCUGUGUCUUCCUUUCCUGUGGCGGUCCUCAUGAGAGCCAAUUUCAUCAUAGCACUUGAUGGUUUUUGUGACUGCACUUUCGAAGUUCUUGAAAUGUUCCGUAUUGACUGACCUUCAUGUCUUAAAGUAAUGAAGGACUGUAAUUUCUGGUUGAGAGAAUGCCAAGAGUGUGCAAAGCUGUCAUCAAGGCAAAGGGUGGCUACUUUGAAUAAUCUCAAAUAUAACAUAUUUUGAUUUGUUUAACACUUUUGGUUACUACAUGAUUCCAUAUGUGUUAUUUAAUAGUUUUUAUGUCUUCACUAUUAUUCUACAAUGUAGAAAACAGUAAAAAUAAAGAAAAACCCUGGAAUGAGUAGGUGUGUCCAAACAUUUGACUGGUAGUGUAUAUGUGCAUGUAUAUUUGCAUGUGAUGCAAUUGUGUGCAUAUGCUGCUGACGUUCAUAGACUAGAGUCAAGUGUUGUGAGUGCAUUUGUGUAGUGAGGCGUGUAUAUAAUGUAUAUUCAUAUAUUUUAUCCAAUCCUCUUCCAUCUCUCUCCCACAGUGCCAUGAUAACCACCAUUAACCAUGACGAGGUGUGGUUCAAACGGCUGGACGGCAGCAAGUCCAAGUUGUACAUCUCUCAGCUGCAGAAAGGCAAAUACACCAUCAAACACUCCUAA
Messenger RNA from Coregonus sp. 'balchen', 11599 nucleotides. NCBI's taxonomy places the organism in Eukaryota, Metazoa, Chordata, Actinopteri, Salmoniformes, Salmonidae. The record is from the annotation of a GenBank genome assembly.